Messenger RNA from Argentina anserina (silverweed cinquefoil), 1282 nucleotides. RefSeq lists its product as uncharacterized. The coding region runs from base 16 to 1140 and encodes 374 amino acids. NCBI's taxonomy places the organism in Eukaryota, Viridiplantae, Streptophyta, Magnoliopsida, Rosales, Rosaceae. Gene Ontology annotation, molecular function: NADPH binding; quinone reductase (NADPH) activity; mRNA 3'-UTR AU-rich region binding. Gene Ontology annotation, cellular component: cytosol. The record is from RefSeq and is a predicted model, not a curated record. The transcript has 5 exons.
ACUAGAAAUGGUGAAAUGGGUUCGGUGAGAAUCCAGUUGGUUCCACCAGUUUCCGCUCUCUCUAUUCUCAGCAAAACUAAGGUCAACUGGUCACUUAGAACCCAGAAAUCACUAGUUAAAGCUCUUGCAACUCAAGCAUCAUCAUCAUCAUCAUCAUCAGCUAAGAUGGUCAAAGGCAUUAGAGUCCAUGAAUAUGGUGGACCUGAGGUUUUCAAAUGGGAAGAUGUGGAAGUAGGAGAGCCAAAGGAGGGCGAGGUUCGUGUGAAGAACAAGGCCAUUGGGGUUAAUUUCAUUGAUGUGUACUUCCGCAAAGGGUUGUAUAAGAAUCCUUCAAUUCCUUACAUCCCAGGUGUGGAGGCUUGUGGAGUUGUGACAGCCGUUGGACCUGGACUAACUGGCAGGCAAGUUGGAGAUCUUGUAGCCUUUGCUGGAGGUGCAAUGGGCUCCUAUGUGGAAGAGCAGAUCCUUCCUGCUGACAAAGUUGUUCCUGUUCCUCCUUCCAUUGAGCCUACUGUUGCCGCAUCCCUCAUGCUCAAGGGCAUGACAGCACACUUUCUUCUGCGUCGUUGUUUCAAGGUGGAACCUGGACAUACAAUUCUUGUUCAUGCAGCAGCUGGUGGAGUCGGAUCCCUUUUAUGCCAGUGGGCUAACGCCCUUGGUGCCACUGUCAUUGGAACUGUAUCCACUAAAGAGAAGGCAGCUCAGGCCAAGGAAGACGGCUGUCACCAUGUCAUAUACUACAAGGAAGAGGAUUUUGUUGCUCGUGUGACUGAAAUAACAUCUGGCAAUGGGGUUGAAGUUGUCUACGAUUCUGUUGGGAAGGAUACAUUUGAGGGAUCAUUGACAUGCUUGAAGUCUCGAGGAUACAUGGUAACUUUCGGGCAGUCAUCAGGCGCACCAGAUCCCGUCCCAUUAUCAGCUCUUUCAGUGAAGUCACUGUUCUUGACCAGGCCUUCCCUCUUCCAUUACACAGCUACUCGAGAAGAAUUGUUAGAGGCGGCAGGAGAGGUAUUUGCUUGUGUUGAUGCAGGUAUUCUGCGGGUUAGAGUUAAUCACACCUACCCUUUGUCUGAAGCAGCUGUUGCACAUUCAGACCUUGAGAAUAGGAAAACAUCUGGAUCUGUUGUACUUAUCCCCUAAGGCGAGCCUCAGUUUCUUUGUUUCAUUUCAAUGACAUGUGCCAGGAACAUUCUUGUAUGUCAACUUCAAACCUGUAGUCAUCAAGAGACUUGUCAUGCAAUAAAAAUACUUGGACCUCCUCCUUCUGGUCGUCAUUUCUUGA